Molecule: messenger RNA, 318 nt
Organism: Gongylonema pulchrum
Lineage: Eukaryota; Metazoa; Nematoda; Chromadorea; Rhabditida; Gongylonematidae
Source: the annotation of a GenBank genome assembly
AUGCUCGGCGCGAGGAUGGAGGAAAAGAAAAGGAGCAAAGCACGUCGAGAGAAUUAUAGUCCACUUGAAACAAAAGAACGACCGAAAAAGACGGGUGUAUUUGGCAAGAAGUCAAAAAAUAAGAAAAAGAAAAAAGGAAAAGAAACAACAGAAAAAAAGGAAACGCCAGCUGUUUCGCCAUUCACAGGAGAGCAUGGAAUAUUUGGCGUUCCUUUAUCGCUAGCAGUUUUACGUAUGGGCUGCCAUGAUGGUGUUGCUUUGCCGGUUGUCGUUAGACAGUGCAUCGAUUGCAUAAAUGAAGAAGGUAUUUUUUUGUAA